UUGUGACAAGCGCGGCGGGAGAGAGGACGGAGCUCUUCUCUUCUCUUCUUUUUCUUCUUUUUUCUUGUGAUUCGUGGCUCGAUUUUGCCAGCAUGAGCGGCCUCAGCAACGGCGUGAUUGUGGAUAUUACCAAUGGGGCUCACCCAGAAGAUCCCAUUGUGCAGAUCUUGUCCAUGAAACGGAUGCCUAAUGGUGCCCAGGAGCGCUUUCGCAUCUUGCUCUCCGAUGGCAAGUGGUCAAGCAGCUUUGCCAUGUUGGCCACGCAGCUCAAUAGCAAAGUGGCAAGUGGAGAGAUUGCAAACAACUGCGUCAUCAAAAUGAACAGAUAUGUUUGCAACACGGUUCAGAACAACAAGAAGGUUUUGAUCAUUCUGGACCUGACUGUAGUGCGAACAGCUGAGGAAGUUGGAGGCAAGAUUGGAGAACCAGUAGUGUUUGACCCCAAUAAGAAUCCGCAACAGGAGGCAGCUCCCGCACCAAGAACAACACCUUUAGCUGCCCAAACUGGUGAUGCACCCCAACGCAAUCCUUUAGCCCAGCGCAACGUUCCAAACACAAGCGCUUCGCCGGCUCGAACUCCCGCUGGGGGUAAUGUUCACCCCAUCAGCUUGCUUACACCUUAUCAAAACAAGUGGACCAUCCGUGCUCGUGUCACCCACAAGUCUGACCUGCGCACUUGGUCAAAUUCUCGUGGUGAAGGAAAGCUCUUCUCAAUGGACCUGUUGGACGAGUCUGGAGAAAUCAGGGCUACUGCUUUCAAUGAACAGGUGGACAAGUUCAUGGAUAUGAUCGAGGUUAACAAAGUGUAUUUCAUCUCUGGAUGCACUCUCAAAACCGCCAACAAACAGUACUCCACCCUCAAUAACGAUUAUGAGAUGACUUUCAACAAGAUGACAGAGGUCACUCCCUGUCAUGAAGCAAGUGACAUUCCUACCAUGCAGUUCAACUUUGUCCCUCUGGAUCAGCUGGAGUCUCUGGAGAAAGACACCAUCAUUGAUGUUAUUGGUGUUUGCAAGGAAGCUAUGGAUGUAACCUCUAUUACGUCAAAGGCCAGUGGCAAAGAACUUAGGAAGAGAGACGUUCAGGUGGUUGAUGAUACAAACAGAGAGGUACGUCUUACCCUUUGGGGACGCCAGGCAGAGAACUUUGACGGAUCGCAGCAACCUGUGUUGGCUGUGAAGGGCGCAAAAUUGUCCGAUUUCAAUGGGCGUUCUUUGUCUUUGAUGUCAUCAUCAACACUGCAGAUCAACCCAGAUAUCCGUGAAGCCCACAAAUUGAAGGGAUGGUUUGAUAAUGGAGGCAACACAGCAGAGACAGUCAACCUUUCCAAUCAGCGUGGUGGUGGUUCAGCAGGUAUGGGCUCCAACUUCAAGACCUUUGGUGAGGCCAAGCUGGAGAACUUGGGUAGCGGAGAUCAAGCCGAUUAUUACACCACGAAGGCUUCUGUUGUGUUGAUACGCAAGGAGAACUGCCUCUAUUCAGCGUGCCCCUCAGAUGGUUGCAACAAGAAGGUGGUCGACAUGAACAAUGGUCUUUACAGAUGUGAAAAGUGUAACCGUGAAUAUGACAGCUUCAACUGGCGGCUGAUGUUGUCUGCCAACCUUGCUGAUAUAUCGGACAAUCAAUGGGUCACAGUUUUCCAAGAUCAGGCUGAGAUGCUCCUUGGAACCACCAGCUCAGAAUUAGGCUUCAUGAGAGAGAAUAACCCAGACAACUUCCAAAACAUCUUCACGGAAGCAGCUUUCAAGAACUUUUCCUUCAAGCUUCGUGUCAAAAUGGAGACUUACAAUGAUGAGAGCAGACUGAAGACAACAGUAGUAGCCUGCAGCCCUCUUGAGCCAAGAGAGUACAACCGUCGCCUUAUCUCAGAAAUUAAACAGAUGUCAGGACAGUCCUAAUUUUUCUUUUUCUCCACUUCAAAUAUUUUAAGUCGUUAAUUUUGAGAAGGAAUAAAUAAUGAACCUGACUUCUUUGAGUUCUAGGAUAUCUUUUUGUGGAGGAAGAGUAUUAAAUAUGUUAAAAAGGAGUUAUGUACCUGGUAUUUUCUGUCUUACUUUUGGUACUUAGCUUAAUAAAAAAAAAAACAAGUUUUACUGUGAAAAUGUCCAGUGAAUAAUAAGAAGUAUAACCAUAUGUAAUUAACUUUGAAUAAAUGAUCUUAUUUGAUAUUUAGAUAAGAAGUUAAGUAUCAAUAUUAUAUUUAAUCUUUGGUUCUUGAUUUCUUUAUAUACAUGAUCCAGUUGAUAUUUGUAUAUGUAUAUUAUCAUUACUAUAUGUAUAGGCUUUUGAUAACCAAAAACAUUGUAUUUUAUUAUUUUUUAUUAUGGUUAUUAUUUUUAUACCUUGGGCUAUGGAACUUUACAAUCCACAUUUUUUAUGUAGAUGAAUAUAUGUGUAUGUUUAUUUUGUUUUUUAUUCCCUUAUACUUUUGAAAUCAAGGAGUUCAUUGCAAUUUGUGAUUGUUUUAUCCCACCUGUUUACACCAUUCCUGGAGUUUUAGGGAUUUUUUUCACUUUUACCAUCUUUAUUAACAAUACUAUUAUUAUUACAAAGUUAGUAACAAUGAUAAUAGUAAUACAAAAAGAUUUUUUUCUUUCUGAAAAUGCAAGGAAUGGAGUUAAUAGGUUGUUAGGUAUAUCUACCAUUUAUCUCAUUUUGUAAAAUAGAAAGAAAAAUGGAUAGAACCGAACCAAAAUGGACAAAGCAUGUAUACAUCAACAAGUUAAACAUGACUGAUAAUUUGUUCAUUUAUUCGUAUCUUAUACUGAAGAAUGUCAAUAUGAAUAGUGAAUUGAUGUUUAGUCCAUUAUAUUAAAAAAAGAAGAAAAAAAGCAUACAUUCAAGUACAACAGUUUUACUUGUGUAGCAAAAGUUUUUUUUAUUAUAAAGCCUAUAGUUUACUCCUGAAUUUACAGAUUGUUAGUUCUUAUUGUAUAUUAGAUUGUAAAAGAUUUAUCUGUAAUUGGACUGGCUUCAUAUUUGGUAAUAAAGUAUAUAAUCUAAAGGA
Penaeus indicus is the source of this 3007-nucleotide messenger RNA. RefSeq names its product replication protein A 70 kDa DNA-binding subunit-like (gene RpA-70). The transcript has 14 exons. The record is from RefSeq and is a predicted model, not a curated record. Gene Ontology annotation, molecular function: single-stranded telomeric DNA binding; damaged DNA binding. The coding region runs from base 93 to 1898 and encodes 601 amino acids. Gene Ontology annotation, cellular component: DNA replication factor A complex; nucleus. Lineage: Eukaryota; Metazoa; Arthropoda; Malacostraca; Decapoda; Penaeidae. Gene Ontology annotation, biological process: double-strand break repair via homologous recombination; DNA replication; meiotic cell cycle.